This is a messenger RNA of Linum trigynum, 3604 nucleotides long. The record is from the annotation of a GenBank genome assembly. NCBI's taxonomy places the organism in Eukaryota, Viridiplantae, Streptophyta, Magnoliopsida, Malpighiales, Linaceae.
CUAUAUUCCAAACGACACAAAAAUUGAACAUAGCCUUAUCGGGCCAGGGUCCUGGCCCACUCCGUCAAUGAGGAUAUGCUUAUGUGACUUUCCAUUCUAUGGGUGGGCUUCAAACCCGUGCGCUCUAUUUUGGAAUUAUGGUAGCAUCCCCAUUACCCUUUUCAGCAUAUUCCUUGGCACAAAAUCGGUGAAUUCCGUAGACGGGAUAUACUCUACUUUUGUUGCGAGGUUUGUUGAUUUAGAUCCUCUUAUUUUAACUGGACCGGAGGUUGAACCGGAAAAGUUAGUAGUUUAGAGGUUUAGUAGUUAACUGUUACAAAUUCAUUGGUGAAUCGUUGAUAGAAUCUUUCAGGAUAUAUAACAUAUAAGACUUGUAUACUACAAUAAUUUAAUAAUGAAGUUAUCAUUGACCACAAACAAUUUCAAAUUCAUAUAAUCACCAAAAUAUCUCAUAAAUCAUUCAAAGCAUCUCACAGAGAAAAUUUAAUUUCUAAUUCAAAUUAAAAAUUAUGGUGCCAGUCGGUAGUGGACAAUGUAAAUUUGACAACAAGGUUGAAAAAUGUGAAGAGGAAGCAUAUAUAAAAUUAAUAAUAAUGGUUUGAUGGUUUUAGUUUAUAUUAAAGUAUUUUUAAUGUCUUUUUUAUUAAAAUAAUGAACCAAUGGACCAGUUAAAUCUUGGUUGUUCAUCUGGUUUUAUGUUGAACCGUGAAACAGUGUUUGGUCCAUCAAUAACCGUCCAAGCAAUGAACCGGACCGCUAUCAUAACUAGUUUGGUGGUUCUAUUGGCCCGACCGUUGAUCCGGUUCGGUUCUUAGAACAAUGUUCAGACCACAGUUCAUCCUUCAAUGCCUCCCCAGUCCAGUCCUCACCAUGAUCCAUGAAACCGUACCGUAUCGAAGGUUCAACCACAAAAUAUCAGUAUCGAAGGCUAAAUCGGUUGGCGGUAUUUAAUGGUCUAACUAUUGAACUACGGUUAAACCAGAAGUUUAUUGUAAAAUAUCAUAUCAUUAACUUUUCCGGUACAACGGUUUCCAUAAAGGGAGGAGUUACGGUGCUAAUUGUACAAUAGUUAGCACCGUCCUAACCAAGGGAAAAACUACUACUAGUUUGAAUUAGUAGUGAUUUAGCUUAGAUGUUGUAUUGAUUUUAUAAUAAUCCGUAGUGAUUUCGUUAUUUUUAGUAGCGUUUUUUGCUAGUUAUCACGGUGCUUACCCUAUAAUCCCAUCCCUUUCCAUAAACCAUGGUUCCCACACCGUAAAAGGGAUGGAUAUUCACGAUGAAAUUCUUGGUGAAAAAAUGGUAGGCUACAUUAAUUAAUUGAUAAUAACGUUCCAUAGAGUCGAAGGCUCGGCCCAGCUUUUACGAAAACUGUGGGCUUUGGCUUGGGAAAUUCUGGUCUUUGGUAGCAUCGCCGAGUUGAAACUCUUCCUCUGAAUUAACUUAAUUUAUUUUUAUGAUUUAGCUGUCUAGCUAUAAAAGGCGACGUUGGUUGGAUUAUAUGAAGAAAAAGUUAAGACUUGAAGGCUACUCACCUCCCUCUCCCUGCGCUGCACCAGUUCCCGUCCGCCUGCCCUUCAACUCACUCGCCCACUGCCUUGGCCUUUACCUACCGCCGCUUUCUGCUUUGCAAUCAACUAGAAGAAGCAGCCAUGGAUUCCGAUUUCGGCAUUCCCAGAGAACUAUCACCACUUCAGCAACUCCGAUCUCAGUAUCAGCCGGAGCUCCCUCCCUGCCUUCAGGGAACCACUGUGAGGGUGGAAUUUGGAGAUGGUACCACAGCAGCUGAUCCAGCUGGGGCCCACACCAUAAGCCGGUUCUUCCCACACACCUACGGCCAGCCUUUAGCUCACUUCCUUCGGGCAACUGCACAAGUUCCUGAUGCGCAUAUCAUCACUGAACAUCCACCUUACAAGGUCGGACUAGUCUUCUGUGGAAGGCAGUCCCCGGGUGGACAUAACGUCAUAUGGGGUCUUCACAAUGCUCUCAAGACUCAUAAUCCCAAGAGUGUAUUGCUCGGAUUUCUGGGUGGAUCCGAGGGAUUGUUUGCACAAAAAACUCUUGAAAUCACAGACGACGUUCUCACUACCUACAAAAAUCAAGGUGGUUAUGAUUUGCUGGGAAGGACCAAAGAUCAAAUACGAACAACUGAACAAGUUAAUGCUGCAUUGGCUGCCUGCACAGACCUUAAGUUGAAUGCCCUUGUUAUCAUUGGAGGGGUUACAUCAAAUACGGAUGCUGCUCAACUUGCUGAGACAUUUGCUGCUGCGGGGUGCCCAACCAAGGUGGUUGGUGUCCCUGUUACUUUGAAUGGAGAUCUCAAGAAUCAAUUUGUGGAAGCUAAUGUUGGAUUUGAUACAAUUUGCAAGGUAAAUUCCCAGCUGAUCAGCAAUAUGUGUACUGACGCUCUUUCUGCUGAGAAGUACUAUUAUUUUAUUCGGCUAAUGGGUCGUAAAGCUUCUCAUGUUGCCUUGGAGUGCACUCUUCAAUCUCAUCCCAAUAUGGUCAUUCUUGGUGAAGAGGUAGCAGCAUCAAAACUUACUCUUUUUGACAUCAGUAAGCAGAUUUGUGAUGCAGUCCAAGCCAGAGUAGAACAAGAUAAAAACCACGGUGUUAUUCUGCUACCUGAGGGUCUAAUUGAAAGCAUUCCCGAGGUGUAUGCACUACUGAAGGAAAUACAUGGUCUACUCAGGCAGGGGAUUACUGCUGAUAAAAUUUCAUCUCAACUUUCACCGUGGGCAUCUGCUCUGUUUGAGUUUUUGCCAAUAUUUAUCAAGAAGCAGCUGCUUCUUCACCCUGAAUCUGAUGACUCUGCUCAGCUGUCCCAGAUUGAGACAGAGAAACUCUUGGCACAUCUUGUGGAGGUAGAAAUGAACAAGCGCCAGAAAGAAGGCACAUACAAGGGGAAGAAAUUCAAUGCCAUCUGCCACUUUUUUGGUUAUCAGGCUCGUGGAUCUUUACCAUCGAAGUUUGACUGUGACUAUGCCUAUGUUCUUGGCCAUAUCUGCUACCAUAUUCUUGCUGCUGGUCUAAAUGGUUACAUGGCAACUGUUACUAACCUUAAGAACCCUGUGAAUAAAUGGCGUUGUGCUGCUGCCCCAAUCACAGCAAUGUUGACAGUGAAUCGAUGGGCUCAAAGUCCCGGUGCACCUUCAAUUGGAAAACCUGCUAUUCAUCCAGCUACUGUUGACUUGAAUGGCAAGGCAUAUGGGUUGUUGAGACAAAAUGCAGUGAGAUUUUUGUUGGAUGAUCUGUACAGAAACCCGGGACCGCUACAGUUUGACGGUCCAGGGGCAGAUGCCAAAGCUGUGACUCUGUGCGUUGAAGACCAAGAUUACAUGGGCAGAAUCAAGGCACUGCAGGAAUACUUGGAUAAGGUUCGUACCAUAGUGAAGCCAGGUUGUUCGCCUGAAGUUCUGAAGGCUGCUUUGAGUGUAAUGGCUUCAGUGACAGAGGUUCUUACCACCAUGUCAUCAACUCCAUCUAAUGGCCUCAUCACGUUGUAGAGAGACUGUCCUUCCUUGCGGUUCUGUUAUGUAGUUCUCUUUUUCUGCAUUUGGGGUUGGAGUUUUGGAAUUGACUGACUGAAUGAACACUUUUUUUUUUA